AUGACUUCAUCCUCGGGCUUGCCAUCCUCAUCGACACUUGUCCUUCCGCGGCAAAUCAUCCCGAUAUGUGACAUACUUGACGAGAAAGUAGAUCCGCAGCAGCUCGUCAAUGUGAUCGGACUUGUCAGGGACUUUCGUCCCCCCGUCGAAACCCGCGGUGCUGACUGGAAGGCGUCAAUUCUCCUCUUUGACCUAUCGACGCAACAUGGCGAUGAUGACUUCAUCUUCACCAUUUUCAGACCAAGAGAUCUAAUGCCAGACGUUGGCGCUGGUGAUGUCGUUUACGUGCAAAGCGCUAGAGUUCAACGCCACGGCAUGAAUUCAUUGUCGAUAUUAACUAAUCGUUCUACCCGUAUCCACGUCUUUCGCGCAUCCCUAAUCCCCAAACCCCCUGGCUGUCCCUCCCGCGCCCUUAGGACAUCUAACAAUACCCUGCCCAGCCAGGACGUCCUCAAUUAUGUCUCCGCCUUGUACUAUACAAUCGACAAAGGGCGAGUACCGGACGUAGCAAGCUUCCAGGAGAUGGCUAAACAGGCCGUCAACGUUAAACGAAAGUACGAGCAGCUAAAAGACCUACGCCCGGGAAACUUCUACGACCUCAUUGUUCGAGUCGUCCGACGGCCGUAUGACCUUGGUGAUUCAAUCACGAUCUGGGUGACCGACUACACCGAAAACCCGGCCUUCUACCAUUUUUCAGAAGAAGGCUCGGAGGGGUCUGUCUAUGGCGAACCUAUGGGAUAUGCUAACACUGCAUAUCCGGCAACUCAGGAGAGUGCCGGCGCAGGUCCUGUAGGCAAGAUGUCGAUGCAGAUAACUUGCUGGGAGCCUCAUGCCACCGUAUUGCGGACCAAAGCCAAGGCUGGCUCUUGGGUCUCCUUGCGGAAUGUGCAAGUCAAAUACGGGAGGAACAAUGCGAAUCUAGAGGGCUACUUAAGAGAGGAUCGGAGAAGUCAUUCCAAGGUCGGCGCCGAAGUGCUCGACCAUCUAGCUGAUGGCGAUACUAUGGACCAGCGCCUAAAGAAUGCUAUCCGUCGAAAGUAUGUCUACGAACGCAACAAGAACCGCCAGCCUGGGAAAAAUGCUGCGAACCAGAAGUUUAAAAAGCGCCGUGCAGAGGACGACGAAUCAACGGCGCGGUUGAGCUGUAAGGUGCGGCGUGUAAUGGAACGCGCCAACAAGAUGGUAAAAGAACGGGAGAGUCAGGAAGUGCUCGACCUAAACCCUGAUGUGUCUUGCGAAAACGUCGACGUCCCCAUAUCGACUAUUUUAUCCAUGGUCAAGACCGUGUAUUAUAACCUGUCUCUAGACGGCGUUGAUAGCCCCAUGAGGAUACCGAUCCCUUUCAAUAAUGCCAAGUAUCGGGUUAUAGCCCGAGUCACGGACUUUUUUCCCCAAAAGCUUGAAGACUUUUCAUAUUCCCGCAAGGUCACGGAAUACGAUGCUCUGUCGGGCAUUUCUAGCAAUGAUGACGACGAAGAUUCCGAUGCACAUGGGACUCCGGAUGGCAAGAGAAGGUGGGAGUGGCGGUUCGCCCUUCAACUGGAGGACGCGUCUCCUCAGGCGCGAUCGAAGCCGGAACGAGCCUGGGUCUACGUGAGCAACGCCGACGCUGAAUGCCUGACGGAUCUUAACGCAUCGAAGUAG
Scedosporium apiospermum is the source of this 1644-nucleotide messenger RNA. RefSeq lists its product as uncharacterized. Gene Ontology annotation, biological process: regulation of telomere maintenance via telomerase; telomere capping. The transcript is spliced from 4 exons. The coding region runs from base 1 to 1644 and encodes 547 amino acids. The record is from RefSeq and is a predicted model, not a curated record. Gene Ontology annotation, cellular component: chromosome, telomeric region; nuclear telomere cap complex. NCBI's taxonomy places the organism in Eukaryota, Fungi, Ascomycota, Sordariomycetes, Microascales, Microascaceae. Gene Ontology annotation, molecular function: telomerase inhibitor activity; G-rich strand telomeric DNA binding.